Molecule: messenger RNA, 7132 nt
Organism: Lymnaea stagnalis (great pond snail)
Lineage: Eukaryota; Metazoa; Mollusca; Gastropoda; Lymnaeidae
Source: the annotation of a GenBank genome assembly
UUUUUCUUAACUGCGAAUAGCGGAAAUGAGCUAUCUGCUUUAAUGCAAUUUAAAUAUUACUGGUAAUAAAUAAGGAACAUUUGCAAUCAAGCACGUAGCACUUACGUAGCACUUACGUAGCACGGGCGUAGCAUUGAUGGUGUUUGGAUAUAAAUGGUCGGUUCUUCCUCGGUUGAUUAUAGCGCGACCUUCAACUUGAGACUGGCGCUACGUAAUCUGGCCUUAGGCGUAGGGUCAAAGUCUGACGUUAAGGUUAUGGUCAAAGUCUGGUGUUAGUAGUAAGGUCAAAGUCUGGCGUUAGGAGUGAGGUCAAAAACUUAAGUUAGGAGUAAAGUCGUGAUCGAGAUAAAAGACUUUGAGUAAAACAUUGGAAGUAACAAGUAACAUUUUAAAAAUCAUGUUUUUUUAAAUAAGUGACCAUGAGGUAUUUGAAAGCCCUGAACUCAAAUCUCAUGUAAUUCUUCAUUUGAAAAGAUUACGUUUGCAGUGGGAACCAGACCACUUCAUUCCCCUUCGCAAAGCCAACGUUGUGUUCACUGAAAAUUUUAGAACUAUAUCAUCUGUCAGAUUCAGACAACUUAGAUUCCCGAUUGAAUGUUGACUGGCAUAAAGUUGUUUAGGUGAAAACAUAGCUCGUCUAAUGCUGAGGGUCAACUUAGAGAGUCGAAAUCAACGGUCAAGUUAAAUACAAGGGUUUAAGCUCUUUAAAAAAUAAAUGAUCACUUUAUAUCAGCGAUUCUCAAACUGUGUAACAUAACAUUUUUUUCCGGGUAGUACACAGAGGUUAACAGAAAAUAAAUACAUUUAAGCGUACAACAUUCUGGAACAUAUGUCGUGUGUUAUAUCAUGAGACAGCAUGGGAUACGCCAAUCAGUGGCGUAGCGAGGCAGGUGCGGGAGGUGCGGACCGCACCGGGUGACACCAUUUUAGGGGUGACACCCGAUUGAAAAAUUGCAUAUUUACAGGGCACACAUUGCUCGCAAAAAUCGCGAUUCAUAAAAGAAUAACCGAUCACACAUAUAUUUUUCACAAAUGUAACCAAUCCAAAUGCGUGCUUUAUUAAAAGUUCAAGGUUGAUGCUAUAUUGUGGACUUAUUUUAACAAGAAAAAAUCGAUCAUACAAGUUUGGGGGUGGGGGGGGGUGACACCAUGAGUUUACCGCACCGGGUGACACCAACCCUAGCUACGCCACUGACGCCAAUGGCUAUGUGUUAUGUCAUUAACCAGUAUUAGAUUUGCCUAUUGCUAUGUGAUUUUUUCAUUAGUCAGUAUGGGAUACGCCUAUCGCUAUGUUAAUUAAUUUUUUUUUAAUUUCGUGAUUAUUUUUGUUAAAUUGUGUGUUGAGCGUGGUGAGCCCAGCCCUAGGCUGUGGUACCACGCUAUAUAAAACUACUACUACUAAUAAUAAUAAUAAUAUUUGUUGUGUCAUUAGUCAGUAUGGGAUACCCCUAUGGCUAUAAGCUGACUUUCCUAUUCCUGUAUCGAUCACCAGGUGUAGGAUAAGUCCCAGACCUCCUUGAUAUAAUAAUUGUAGAGCGCUUAGAGUUGUAAGAUAAGCGCUAUACAAAAAUGCCUAAAUAAAUAAAUAUAAAUAGAAGUCUUGGGUCACGUCGUGGGGAAACCCCUCAACCCCCCCCCUCCUCCACAACCACUUAAAUUAACUCUCAUCAUUGCCACUUGGAGCUAUGCAGGUCAAGGACGUUUGUUCUUGAGUUUACAACUUCACACUUAAAGAAUGUUCAGAUAAACAUGAGAAACUUCUAAGAAUCACUCCCCUAGUGAUUUGGGGGGGAGGGGGGAAGAGACUAAUAUACCAUCAGGUUUUUCCAUAGCCAGUAAAUAAGGGCAUGUAUCCAGCUAACACCAGAGUAUGGAUUUGUUUAUUAGAGAGUGAUAUGCUGUGAGAGAGAGUGAACUAGAAAAGCGCAGUGGUGAAUGGCAGAUACCAUCUACGACUAGUUACAUCGCACUGUGUUAUACACCCCCAGUUUUCUAAAUGGGGAAAAAAGAUACAUAAAGAGGGGUUUUACCAGAGUUGGUCUAGGAAACUCGACAUCAGGAAAUCAAGGUUUGUAGGUUUUUGCAUUAAACUCUAUUCAUUACUUGUCCUUUAAAUGUGGGCUUUUGGUUUAACCGUCUUGACCCUAAGCCAAUAAUGAUUUAUGUCUCUGUCAGGCACAACAGGCUGACUCUUUCAAGAUCAUCGUUGUGGGGUGGAGAGCCCCGAAAAGUGGGGGGGGGCAUUUAUGUAAAAGUGAAAGCUAUAAAAUAUGUCUAAAAUUUAAACUAUGUAACAAAUGUAUAGCAAAUAGAGUUGUUGUUUUUUGUAUAAGGUCGGGGUCAGUGGUGAAAAUCAACGAGGGAAUGGGCAAUGGCGCUAUACAAUUUACUUAGCUUCUUUAACUUUAACAUUUAUUGUUUACUUACAACUUUUCCUUUUGCCCCUGGAGGACGCCCUGCUGCCCUCAAUCUAAUGCGCCAGUUAACUCCACUGGGGCCCCUGGGGGACUUCUUGCAGCCCCUGGUCUAAGGCACCAGUUAACUCCACUGGGGCCCCUGGGGGACUUCUUGCAGCCACCGGUCUAAGGCGCCAGUCAACUCCACUGGGGCCCCUGGAGGACUUCUUACAGCCCUUGGUCUAAGGUGCCAGUUAAAUCCACUUACUGAGGCACAUGACAGUCACGGGGCUCAGGGCGUGUCCGAUGACGUGGCUCCCAGCAACGCCCGGCAGCUCACUGUCACGUCACAGGCUUAGUGGCAAGUGCUACUUUUCCUUCUGAGCAUCCGCGAUAUCGGUGAAAAGAUUCACGCCAAUCGCUGUUGGAAGUUUUGAUGACGAGAACAGCAAAGUCCUUGACAUUCCUGAUGAGCCUAUACACAUCAGUUCUCAAAUUAAAUAUAUAUUAAUGUUUUCUCUUUCCAAUAUUCUAGACCUUUUGCUGACGUAGUUUAGUCAGUAAACAUGUAUUCUUUAAACCACGAUGUUUUAAGACUUACACUGACCCACUGAUUUUAUGACAGGAAUGUCCAUAAUGAUGAACGUGCCCAGACUGCUGAUCUUGCCCAGACUGCUGAUCUUGCCCAGACUGAUGAUCUUCACCGGCCUUCUCCUUCUGCCAGGCCAGUUUUACACCCAAGCCUCCAACGUAAGUGCUACGUCAGAGUCGACAGCGGCAUCUUCAUCCGGUUCAUAUUUCAAAUCGGAAACAGGAAGUUCUGUCAACGGUUCAUUGACCAAUGAAAUUACAGCCAACUUUGCGGAUGUCAAGAAUAUCACGGGAACCGUCCCUUAUCAUGGGAACGGCGAUGGUGUUGAUUUCAAAACUAAACACCAAAGAGUAAAUAUAGAAACUACGAUUUCUAGAUUGUUUGAUGAAGCUAAAACAUCACCAACAACCCCGAAUUAUUUUCCAGAGUUUUAUCUUGACAGUGAUUUCCAGGCGGAAGACUUGGUCUCAUCAGGUCAAGAAACGGACGAUGUCUUUAACUGCAAGCCUUGUAGCUGUUCCCGUUCCAAAUCGGGCCGCCUCAUGGCCAACUGCACAUACCUUCAUCUGACGACUGUCCCUACCGGCCUUCCAAAAGACACGUGGUCUGUAGACAUGUCUUAUAACGACCUCAAUGAAUUCAACAUCACCAGCAUCAUGCCGUACCCAUCGUUGGCUCGCCUGAAGAUUUCAAACAACCGGAAGUUGACUAAAAUAUCCAAAGGUGUGUCCCAGAUAACAGUCCUCCCCUUGACCCACCUCGAUCUCAGCAAUAACCAUUUAACUUUCAUUGAGGACAGUAGUUUUUCAGCAUUAACGAAACUGUACAAUCUAACACUGCGGAGAAAUAACAUAACCAAGAUCAGUAAUGGAACUUUUGAUGGACUGGAACAGCUGACGAUCCUGGACCUGUCAAAUGGGACUUACCGUUUGGAAAUCGGUGCCUUUGACGCACUGAUUAAUUUAAAGCUGCUCGACCUUAGCUGCAUUUGCCAGUUGGGUUACGGUGUCAAAUUUUUACCCCCAAGGCUGCUACAACCUUUGGCAAUGCUGCAAUAUUUGUAUAUUCACGGGAGCACGCGAACAGAAGAAGUCCACUAUCCCAGCUCAUCGUUGAAGCAGCUGACCAGUUUGAUUGGACUAAGCGUGGACGGCAUGCCUGAUAUACACACAUUCGGCGAGGACGUGCGAUCCUUGAAGAACUUCUCCCACCUUCAGAUUGGGCUCGGUGACCGAUGCUUGAUGAAAAACCUUACAAAGAUUUUUUUCAAAAACAUCCCGCACAUCACAUCGUUCGAAAUAACGAGCUGCUCGCCUCUGGCCAGCCUCAGUUCUGACGCUUUUACCGGGGUCAACUUGACACGCUUGUCGUUCAGUUACUUAGCCAACUACGAUCUCUUUCGUGCAUUCCAGGAUCUCAAACAGUUCCAGCAUUCGACACUGAGGAGUCUCUCUUUUAUUCAUUUGUAUCAUCAGGGUCCUCCGUGCACCUUCCUGUCAGGUCGUGAUGCCGUCUACUUGCAGAAUAUCGAUCUAGACGAGUUAGAUUUGUCCAGAAAUAGGCUGGCUCUUCUAGGUGAUGAUUUCAUUAAGAAACUUCCUUCAACACUGAAAAAAUUAAUUUUGCGGCACAAUCGUUUCGUCAAUGACACCAUGACAAUUUCAGUCUUUAGACCAUUACAGCAGCUGGUAGAGCUAGAUGUUUCCUAUCAGAACAUUCACGUCUCGGACUACUCGGGUAAAUGUCAAAGGUCAUUGCUACAUGAGCAGGCAGAAAGUGUACACAUUACUUCCAGAUACUACUCUGGUCAUGACGAUGUCAACGAAUAUGACAGUAUAUCUAGAAGUGCCAAUGCUGAAAACAUGCAAAUUCUUAGAAGUGUUGAGGUUGAGAGAAAAGUCGGCAACAUAACGACCGACUCGACUCCUUCAGCUGAAUAUAUCAAACCGAAACCAACAUCAGACGAUCCUCGUCUCAAAGUGAAAGUCGUUCACUCGACGUAUUACAACGGUUUCGGAAUGUCCCUUAUCAGUGGGAAGGAUGCUAAGAACAGCUCGGUCCAAGAGAUUGACGUGUCCUAUAGUUUUCUGUCAUCUUGGGGACUAGGCAAGUUGCCGCGAAAUGUCCGCAGGGCCAUCUUUCGAGGGAACUACUGCCAACGCAUCUCAAACGAUUUCUUUCAGACGAGGAAUGGAUUGCUUUACUUGGAUGUUCGGGAAAAUUUUCUGGGCCCUGGAUUCGCCAGUGAUCUGAGCGGAACCGUUUUCGCACAUCUCAGCCAGACGGUUUAUCUGGAUAUUAGGCAGAAUCUCAUCUAUGAACUUCCGGUUCAGUUUUUCAAGGGACUACAGCGGAUACAGACUUUGAAAAUUUCUGACAAUAAGCUCGGGUAUCUGAACUGUAAUUUUUCUCACAUGCGCAAUUUGACUUUCUUAGACGUGAGCAGAAAUUCCAUAACGUCCAUCAGUGCCGAAGUCCGUGAUCACCUCGACAGCAUCGCUUCGUCGCACUCGCUGUACGUCGACCUGAGCUUAAACCCCCUGCCGUGCACCUGCGCGAUGAUAGACGUGCUGUACUGGGUUGCGCAAACUAAAGUCGUCUUUGUGAAUAAACAUUUACUCCAGUGUCGCUAUGAGACGGGUCAGAUUGUCGCGAUGGGUGACGUACAGUCUAGGCUGAGUGCCCUCCAGAAGAGCUGUGCCUCGUUCACUCUGGUCAUUGUGAUCUGCCUUUGCUGCCUGGCUGUCAUCAGCGUUAUUUUCACCACUGCGAUGAUGUACAAGUACCGUUGGAAGCUUCGGUACUGGCGAGCUAUCGCCCUUGCCAAGCUGGUCGGCUUUACGCCAACUGUUCCCACAACCUCAAAGUACAAAUUCGAUGCGUACAUUCUGUACACGGAGGAGACACGUGACUUCGUGAUAGAGGAGUGCAUUCGCGAGCUGGAGGAGAAACGGGGCCACAAGCUCUGCUUUGAAGAACGGAACUUCAUGCCCGGUUCCUUGAUAGUCUCUGACAUCGUCAGCGCAGUUCGCAACAGUACAAAAACCGUACCGGUGGUGACCCCAGGUUUUUACAAGGGCAAGUACGCGGAGUACGGGGUUAACAUGGCGCUCGUGGAGGAGGUCCACGAGCGGAGGUCGGUCGUGCACCUCUGCGUCUAUCAUGCCAGCCCCGUUGAGGAUAUGCCUUGUGACCUACUGAGGGUGAUGAAGCGUAGGACAUACACUGAGUACCCGCCGCUGGAGCAAGCGUCUGAAGACUUGGUGAACAUUUUCUGGGAUAAGCUUUCACUAGCUAUUGGCCAUACGGACAAGGACACCAACGUGUGUGAACAGAUCCACUAGUGGAUAAUGAACGAAAUGGCUAGAGGAAGCAUUGGAUGGAUAAAAUUAAGUUUUCGACGAACGCUUCAUUUCGAUCCAUGAUGGUCAAAGAUUCUGCUAACAUUUCUUCCUGUUGUCAAAACUGAACCGCCAUUUGACAACGAGAUUCUGGAACAUGGAUAGUCCACGAUGAACAAGAUCAGCGAGCUGGCAUUAGCACUGCUAGCAUACGAUGACCCAGAUGUGUUUAUGGGAUGUGAUUUGAAAAUGGUUGGGACAACUGAAGGCAUUUAUUGAUUAGUGUGCUAUACCUUUAAGCAGUGCAUUGCAUAGACAAUAAUCCCGUUUUUUUUUUAUCAUAAGCAUUUUAUGGUAUGGAUAUAUCAAGUUUAGUCCUUUUUUGUAAACGAAGUGGCCAUUCGGACCCGGGUCCGAGAAGUGAGAGAUUAGGUCCGAAUAGCGGCGAUGCGUUUCCGGUUCCAUUUUGACUAAGUAGCCUACUAUUUGGAUGUCAUUGGUGCUAGUUUAUUUUAGUUAAACUAAAGAAGUAAGUUUACAAACAUAUCGUCCAUUCAAUUAUCUUUCAUUUGAUUCCAAAUUUUGUCUUACAAACCCUACAAUAAUGUUUAAAUAUUUUUUUAAUAAACCCAAACUCUCACUUCUCGGACCCGGGUCCGAAUAGCCGCAGCCUUUUGUGAAAGAAAGCAGAAAUUUCGUGAGCUCGGAAGAAGCGUUCUUAAUAAAACAUAUGACAUUACAAAUUAAUGAGCAUAAAAAUGGACAUGCACACAAUCAUUUAAAGCGUCUCUUUGGGCCAAAGG